CUCCUGCACCUUCAUCAACGACGUUCAGCACCCUCGCACACUGUCGCGCCAAGCCCGUACUGACCCGAUCCUCGUCCCUCUCCCCCGUCCUCUUGGAGCAGACCUCACCAUGUCCGACGAAGAGAACCAGACCGUUGUCCUCCAGACCGCCGGCUUUGACGCGCGCUUCCCCAACACCAACCAGUCGAGGCAUUGCUUCCAGGCCUACGUCGACUACUUCCGCUGCGUCAACGCCAAGGGCGAGGACUUCCCGGCCUGCAAGACCUUCUGGCGCACCUACCACUCGCUCUGCCCGAACGAGUGGAUCGCCAAGUGGGACGAGCAGCGCGAGGAGAACAAGUUCCCGGCCAAGCUCGACUAAGCGUGCCGCUUCGGUCGCACGAGGACGUGGUGGACGUGUCGGGCGAGGUAGAGAGGGGUCUUGGCGGGUGCAAGCCGCGGUGUGUUUCGUGUCGAGCGUGCGCCUGGAGGUUGAGAGCGGUUCUGCGUCGCGAGGAGAGCAGCUCUGCCGUUCCGAUCGACUGAGAGGGCCAGUUGAGCCGGUCCUU
Messenger RNA from Rhodotorula graminis WP1, 548 nucleotides. RefSeq lists its product as uncharacterized. The transcript is spliced from 7 exons. Lineage: Eukaryota; Fungi; Basidiomycota; Microbotryomycetes; Sporidiobolales; Sporidiobolaceae. The record is from RefSeq and is a predicted model, not a curated record. The coding region runs from base 110 to 361 and encodes 83 amino acids. Gene Ontology annotation, cellular component: respiratory chain complex IV; mitochondrion.